Messenger RNA from Closterium sp. NIES-65, 254 nucleotides. NCBI's taxonomy places the organism in Eukaryota, Viridiplantae, Streptophyta, Zygnematophyceae, Desmidiales, Closteriaceae. The record is from the annotation of a GenBank genome assembly.
UCAAGACUAGGAACAGUACGGCAGCAAUCGUUGACUCGCUCACGGACAUUAUUGCGAAGCGCUUUGACACCAGGAUUUCACGGAAUUUCAGGUUUUAGGGCUAACCCAUUGCCAAGGCCUGGCGUCUGCCGGGCUUUUACGGUAAAAGCUACCUAUUAUGAUGAAGAUGACGAAGAUCUAUUUGAGUUAACUUUCCUUCAACGGUUGCAGCGGGCAUGGCGAAUCAUCUUUCCUCCAAGAAACCGUCCUCCGAG